Cercopithifilaria johnstoni is the source of this 879-nucleotide messenger RNA. The record is from the annotation of a GenBank genome assembly. Lineage: Eukaryota; Metazoa; Nematoda; Chromadorea; Rhabditida; Onchocercidae.
AUGAUCAUCAAUCCACGCUUUUUUAAUCCUACUGAAAUAUUUUCAUCGAUUGUUAUCCUGCAAAUUAAAAAAGACACAACGAGGCGGAUUUUUUUGAUCAGAAAUGGUGAACCUGCUGACUUUGGUGGAUUGCGUAAUAAUGGUGCAUUCCUGAAUUAUAAUAAACUUGCAAAGAUGGAUAUAAAUCAAGCAAUAAUGACUGUUAAGCGAUCUGGUGGUUUUGAAAAUCAUGUUCAUGAUCCACCAUUAACACAAAUUGGACGUGGUAGUGCUGAACUUGUUGGUCGUUGUUUAUCUGAAAAAAGCUUCCAUAUUCAUACCAUUUACACUUCACCUUCACUUAGAUGCUUACAGACAGCAAUUGCUAUCAUAUCGGCGUUAAAUUAUCGUAAACCACUUAGAUUGUGUAUCGAACCUGCUCUCUACGAACCACUUAGUUUUAUUGGAAAGGUACCAGAAUUUCUUAGCUCAAAAGAUCUUCAAGCAAAUGGUUAUGUUUGUGACGAGCAUUAUAUACCAGUCAUGUCAAUUAACGAUCUUAAAUCUUCACUUCAAUGGGAACUAAGGCCCAGUGAUAUACAAAUGAGGAUUGAAAAAGUGGUAAAUAGAAUAUUAUCUGGACAAAAGCAAGAAGGCGGUAUAUUGAUCGUAUCUCAUGCACCAAUGCUCGAUGCCUUAUACAGGAUGAUAACAAAUCGUACUGAUAUGCCACGAACAAUAGGUGAUAUGCAACGUUUGAUAUGCUACUAUCCGCAUUGCUCGGUAACAAUUUUGCAAUACAAUCCGUUAAUAAAAGUAUGGGAAAAUCGACGUGAUAUUAUACCAUCGUUAUUAUAUUGGCAUAAUAAUUGUACAGCUAAUGUACCAAAUUUUGAUUAA